Messenger RNA from Fonsecaea erecta, 1203 nucleotides. RefSeq lists its product as hypothetical. The coding region runs from base 1 to 1203 and encodes 400 amino acids. NCBI's taxonomy places the organism in Eukaryota, Fungi, Ascomycota, Eurotiomycetes, Chaetothyriales, Herpotrichiellaceae. The record is from RefSeq and is a predicted model, not a curated record. The transcript has 3 exons.
AUGAAACCAGUCAUUUGUCUUUCCAUUUUCCUCGCUGCCGGGCUUGAUGUCGCGAUUGCCCGCCCAGCAAACCUGCAUAUGAAGCGAACUCAUGACUUUGGCGUGGAGAAGCGGUCUGCGGUCUGGAACACGAAGCUUGGCCGACGGGAGGUCCCGCAAGAACACUCGCACGAGAAAUUCCUCACGACCGUCAACCAAUUCCUGAAGAUGGACAAUCCGGACAACAUUGUGGACGCGGUGUUUGGGCUCCUUGGCAACGCUGCCGCCGCCGCGGGACAGGGUUCUAUCUCCAACACGGAUUGUCUUCAGCAAGCUACCGCCGACCGAGCCUUCACCAAUGCCAAAGCUGCCGGCGAUGUUGAGGGUAUGACCGCUGCUUUGAUCUACCGAGGUCUUGAACGUAAUACCCAAGCCGUUGGACAGGCAUCGGUGCCUUGCACUGCGAUUCAAGCUGUGAAUCCGGAAAUCGCGGCCAUUUCCCAGCACCAAGACCCAGCCUCUAACAACGCCGGUGCCGUCAACAAAGACAUCGUUUUGGCACUUGCUGUUCAGAUUGCCAACAUCGGGGGCAAUCCCCUCGACGCCCUGCAGUCCGGCACUUUUGCCCCUGGUCAGAUCGGUGACCCGACUGCGAAGGGGAACAGUUGUGACGAUCAAAACGACCCUGUCGGCUGUAUCUUCACCCAGAAUCUGCUGGUUGAGGACGCCACGGAAGAUGAGGUCAAUGCUGCUGUCGCUGCCUCGGCCACUGCCUCUGCUACGGCUGCUGCAACAGAAUGCACCGCACCCCCUACUGCAGCAGACAAUACCACAUCGGCCUCCUCGACAGUGGCUUCUGUCGCUGCCACGACGACGUCCUCUGCGGCGGCCGCGACUUCGACGAUGGCCACUGCCAGUAGUAGCGGGACGACAACGAACGCGUUCAACCUAGAUUUGGGAUCCUGCCCCGACCCCACCAUCAUCUUCGCAAACGGUUUGGACGGGCGCAACGAGCCAGCCUUUGAACCUCACGACCUGACGGCCUUCCCUCAUGGCUCCGCGCUGAACAUCAAGGUCAUUACGGACUUCAUCUGCCAGCAACUCGGUCCCAGGUGCAAGGGAUCACAACAAGCCCAAGACGUGUGCAACCAGGCUGCCGCCGCCGCUCAGGGACAAACGGGCCAGGCGGCGGCUGAUGCCUUCAAUAACGCGAUUGGUUUCUAG